AAAUCCAAAAAGUAAGGGUGUGUAUCAAAACAUGAUGGCGGAAGUAACGGAGACAGAUAAAGACGGAAGGCCACUACUGAGUAUUGUGAAUGUCAAAGCAGCUCUAUUAGAUUUAGUUUCAGCAGGGUACAAUACAACAAGAGGUACACUUCUUUCACUGGUUCAUAUCCUGGCAACACGACCUGACCUUCGAAAGUUACUACAGACAGAAGUUGACAAUGUCAUCGGAUCUAACAGAAAACCAACUCUGCGCGACAGAGAAAAUUGUCCGUUAAUAGAAUCAGUUCUGUUGGAAACUUUGCGAUACAUAUCGCACAUCCCAUUAUCAGUAUUUCAUUUUACUGCAGAUGAUUGUCAAAUAAAUGGUUACACUAUACAAAAAGGAACAACGAUAAUUCCAAACCUUUGGACUGCCCAUCGUAAUGAUAAAGAUUUUGAACAUCCAUAUACGUUUAUUCCUGAUCGAUUUCUGGAUAAAUCUGGUAACUUGGUUCCAGCAACAGACCCACUCCGGGAAAGUUUAAUGCCGUUUGGUGUUGGCAAAAGAUCUUGUAUUGGUGAGGUUUUUGACAUAUCAAGAAUGUUCCUCUUUCUUACAACUUUGAUGCAAACAGCUACAAUCGAAAAACCAGAUAGUGAAAAUCUUGCUGAGUUUGGUUUAGAUGGCCUGAAUCCUGGCCUAGUAAUGCAACCAAAACCCUAUAAGAUAAAAUUUGUAAUGCGACAGUGAUUUCAAAAGGAUAACACUACAGCUAAAUUGAAAUGAAUGAAAUCAUUAUAAGGAUGUACUAUUAUCGGCCAAUAUUUGGCAUGUUAACAAUAAAUAUGUAUCUGUAUACCCUGUUUACCAUAUAUUUUGCAAUAUAUUCGGGAUUUUUUUUUGUUCAGGGUAGUUUACCAUGAAGUCAUGGUCAAAUAAACUUGAAACUUAG
This is a messenger RNA of Mytilus californianus (California mussel), 932 nucleotides long. RefSeq names its product steroid 17-alpha-hydroxylase/17,20 lyase-like. The record is from RefSeq and is a predicted model, not a curated record. Gene Ontology annotation, molecular function: heme binding; oxidoreductase activity, acting on paired donors, with incorporation or reduction of molecular oxygen; iron ion binding. The transcript has 4 exons. NCBI's taxonomy places the organism in Eukaryota, Metazoa, Mollusca, Bivalvia, Mytilida, Mytilidae. Bases 32 to 730 code for a protein of 232 amino acids.